Messenger RNA from Opisthorchis viverrini, 2095 nucleotides. RefSeq lists its product as hypothetical. The annotation marks the transcript as partial. The transcript has 4 exons. NCBI's taxonomy places the organism in Eukaryota, Metazoa, Platyhelminthes, Trematoda, Opisthorchiida, Opisthorchiidae. The record is from RefSeq and is a predicted model, not a curated record.
AACACGCUUGAAAAUCGGACAUUUCAGUUUAAAAAGCAUGACGCGAAACUCAUUGCAUUCUCUCUCACUGAAAUUCGUCUCCUUCUCUUGGCCAUAGAUUGUCUAAUUAUUGCCUACAGAUUCUACCACACUUACCUGAUUCUGCGUCAGAUUUGGUUUGGACAAAAAAUGUUCAUCGAUGCCUCGGGUGUCGUUAGUUUUCCAUCAACCUCAUUCGUUGUGCCCAAAAAUGUACAUCCAUUCCACGAAUUUAGAACACCGAAUUUAGAAUUCCGAUCAAACAGAAUGUCACUCGGUGAAAAUGAAGCGGAUAAGAAACGCAGGAAGUUCGCUUUAAGAAAUUGUACACCAAUCUCGGAUAGGAAGGAAGUUCUUUCGACCGCUGCGCUUCUGGACGAGUUUUCAGUCGGAGAAAAUCGAUACGAAUGUCUGCACGAACAUACGGAAAAUGAAAGGGACAAGUCGCCCGACCCAACCUCAGAAACAAGAAAACGAACGGGAUCCUCACAACACAAUCCUAAUACAUCGCUGUCAGUGUCCGAUAUGGGGUCGAACGAAGGGCGCUGUUCCUCACCUUUGGCAAAUUUAGUCCCCAAUUCUAGAGAAUUUUCAUCUGAACCAGGGCUGGUUUUUCCCCCACCACCUGCAUUUGGAUCUCACCAAAAUCUGGGGUGUCUUUUGGGAAUUCGCGCCACAUGCUGCCGGCAUGCUCAUUAUUUAUCGGCUGUUGUCGGUGUGACGGUAAUUCUGGCCUUGUUUGGACUCUUGGUGAUCCAAGAACAACGAGGUUUCAAUCAGCCAACAACACUUCGAACACAUCAUGGUCCGUCCAGAGUCUCAAGAGUAGUUCAUCCACUCUAUCGGGCACAGAAACACUACGAUGCCAUGAUUGUUCGUCAGUCGGAGCGAUUGAAUUCAGAGUGGAUGUCUUGGACACAGAGUAAAGAACUGCUGAUGCGAAAACGCCUGCUGACAUAUGCGGCCAGAUUCCGUCACGAUUUUGGCUUCUUUGAGAAACAGCUGAAAGCGGAAACUGACGUCAUGGUGGAUGCGAUCCGAAGGUUGAAUACUUCCAAUUCGUCUAACGCCGAAUUAUGGAAACAACCGAUCAAGCAAACUGCUCUACCAGCCAAACUCAAUUCUGAAAUGUUACUCCGGCAGCAGAUAUGUCACUUCUUACCCGUUGUACCAGUUCGCCUAGAAAACUCCUUUAAAGCAAUUCUCGGUACAAAUAGUUUCAAAUUCUAUCAACAUUAUAACAGUAUCAGUAUUCGAAAUCUGCUGUGGACGGCCUUGGUCAGUCGAGCAAUAGAUGCGGAUUGGAAUACCUUGGAACAAGCACGCCGACUUACUAUAACCGCCUUGCUUGUUGGAAUAGUAAUGAUGGGAUGUAUUGGAAUGGUAGAUAUAUGUGGAUGGAUUUUUCAGGGACGUUACUUUCCCCGGUGUGGAUCUGCCAGGUACCACCCUCCCAUUCCCAUGCAGCAGCGUCAACGGCAAACUUGCGCAAUUCCCGUCAACACAUCACACUCUUCAGCACACCAUAUGGAAGGGGAUAUGGAAUCAGAACAAAUUGUGCUUGUUUCUCCCCAGCCUCCACCGGUUAUUCAAUGGCCAAGACCAGUUCACCGGUCAUACUUGAAACGAACCCCAAUAAAAAUACUUCCCGGUGAAAACCAGAAUGUCACUCACGCCUGCGAGACUCAUCUGAUACCUCAUUCAUGUGCCAAACACUUUACUUCUGCAUCACCAGUUCCCUUGACUGCAUUCUACUUGAAUUCAGGUCUGGUUUUCCCGCCAAACGCCACAUUUCAACAUAUUCCACUAGGUCCCACACAAAAUUCCGUUCCCGUUCUCCUCACACCACACGGUCCCACACCUACACUUUUGCUGAAGUCUGACAGCCAGCAGACCAUGUCCGCUAUCACCUGAAUGACGCAAUCAAGGCAGAGAACAUUCCAAAGCGUUCAAUACACAUUCUGAAGAAACACUAAACCAAAUUGAAUUUUCAGUAUCGUUAUGAUUAUUGUCUACCCUUUAUGAUAACAGAUGGUGGUUACUUGGUAUUGCUUCUUGCAUAAAAUUCGAAUAAAAC